UAAUAUUAUAUAGUAUAAUAAAAUUUAAAUAAAAAAAUAUGAAAUAAAAACUUACAAUUUUUAAUUUAAUAUUUUUAUAUAAAUAAGAAAUUCAAAUAUGCCACCAAAAAAAAGCACAAAUACUUCAAAGGCAAAUAAAUCUAAAACUGUAGAAACUAACAAUGGAAAAGAAGAGAAAAAAAAAGGAAAUGCUGGGAAUGCUGUAAAGGUUAGACACAUACUAUGUGAAAAACAAUCAAAAGUUUUGGAAGCUUUAGAAAAAUUAAAAGCUGGAGGGAAAUUUAAUGAAGUGGCUGCCAUUUAUAGUGAAGACAAAGCAAGAUCUGGGGGUGAUCUUGGAUGGAUGAUUAGAGGAUCAAUGAUAGGUCCAUUUCAAGAAGCUGCAUUUGCAUUACCUAUUUCUUCUAUUAAUUCUCCAAUCUACACAGAUCCACCAAUUAAAACAAAAUUUGGUUAUCAUAUUAUAAUGGUAGAAAGUAAAAAAUAAAUGAUGUAUAAAUAA
Molecule: messenger RNA, 502 nt
Organism: Apis laboriosa (Himalayan honeybee)
Lineage: Eukaryota; Metazoa; Arthropoda; Insecta; Hymenoptera; Apidae
Product: peptidyl-prolyl cis-trans isomerase NIMA-interacting 4
Exons: 3
Coding region: 98-487 (129 amino acids)
Biological process (GO): rRNA processing
Molecular function (GO): DNA binding; peptidyl-prolyl cis-trans isomerase activity
Source: RefSeq, a predicted model, not a curated record